AUGGAUAGUAGAAAACGAAGCAUCGCAUCAAAUGACAAUGCAGAUUCCAAAUCCAAUUCCAAAUCCAAAUCGGAACCCAAAUCCAGCAUGCACAACAAAGAAUGGGACGAGGCCUCUUGCCCCAUAUGCAUGGAUCAUCCUCACAACGCAGUCCUUCUCAUCUGCACCUCCCACGACAAGGGCUGCCGAUCGUACAUUUGCGACACGAGCUACCGCCACUCCAACUGCCUCGACCGUUUCAAGAAGCCGACGGACGAGAAGCCGGGCCUCCAGUGCCCUCUAUGCCGUGGGCCCGUCUUGGAGUGGAAAGUCGUGGAGGAGGCCCGAAAGUACCUGAACCUGAAAUCCCGGGCCUGCUCGCGCGAGUCGUGCUCGUUUUCCGGAAACUACCGGGAGCUGCGCGGGCACGCGAGGCGGGUCCACCCGGGGGCCCGGCCCGCUGACGUGGACCCGUCGAGGCAGAGGGCGUGGCGCCGUUUGGAGGACCAGAGAGAGUAUAACGACAUCCCUGUUGCAUGUGACAAGAUAUCUUCGAAAGCUUCAUCUUGCGAGUACCGUGCCCAGCAGCACCCAACACACUCACCCGCGAAUGAGGUUGUGAGUCCAGCAACCCCCAACGAGUUCAACUUAGUAAAUGUGUAG
Molecule: messenger RNA, 642 nt
Organism: Striga asiatica
Lineage: Eukaryota; Viridiplantae; Streptophyta; Magnoliopsida; Lamiales; Orobanchaceae
Source: the annotation of a GenBank genome assembly